AUGGACGGUGUUCCUGUCCAACUAUGGCUUUAUGACCUCAGCAACGGGCUCGUCAACCAUUUGGCUAGAAUCUUGUGUCCACAGAGCAAGAUUGACGGGAUAUGGCACUCGUCCAUCGUCGUCUAUGACCGGGAGAUUUGGUUCGGUAGCGGGAUCACCACUGCUGUUCCAGGGACGUGUCAUCUGGGUUUACCUCAUCAGGUGAUGGCGCUGGGUACGACAUAUAUCGACGAAGAGACUCUUGAAGAGUUUCUAGAAGAGGUGAAGGACUAUUAUACCCACGAGCGAUAUCAUCUUCUCGGCUUCAACUACCUCCCCAUCGACUUUGUCUCCACCAAUUUGGGUUGGCUUGCGAGUCCGUUGAUCCAAGCGUUGUAUCGAAAGACCUCGGAGUGUGUCAGCUCCUCGACCGCUUCUAUUCGACCCGUGGAGGACGAGGAGCAAGGAGGGGUGGUCGCCUCUGUCGAGCCCACCUCUUCAGUGCCAGAUGAGCGCUAUUUCGCGACUUUUGGUAGACUUGCCCUCAAGUCUCUUGGAAUCAUUCUUCCCUCUUCGCUCAGCGUCGUCGGACUGGCGCGAAAGGAGGCGCACAAGGUGACCGAUCACGAACAGACUGAUCCGGCCACGGUGUAG
Molecule: messenger RNA, 633 nt
Organism: Serendipita indica DSM 11827
Lineage: Eukaryota; Fungi; Basidiomycota; Agaricomycetes; Sebacinales; Serendipitaceae
Source: the annotation of a GenBank genome assembly